Ipomoea nil (Japanese morning glory) is the source of this 1678-nucleotide messenger RNA. RefSeq names its product ultraviolet-B receptor UVR8-like. Lineage: Eukaryota; Viridiplantae; Streptophyta; Magnoliopsida; Solanales; Convolvulaceae. The transcript is spliced from 12 exons. Bases 90 to 1418 code for a protein of 442 amino acids. The record is from RefSeq and is a predicted model, not a curated record.
ACCCUUCGUUCAUUACUCUCUCUAUCUGUCCCUCCCUCCAAAUAUAUUGCACACUUUGACUUUCCUUAACCGUCUUGAGACACAGAGAAAUGGCGGAUGAAAGAAGUGGCAGUUACAUUAGUGAAGCAUCGAGCAGUACGCCGGCGGCGAUUCGUAGAGUGCUUCUCAUCUCCGCCGGAGCUAGCCACUCCGUUGCUCUCCUCGCUGGAAAUGUUGUUUUCGCAUGGGGGAGAGGAGAGGAUGGGCAGCUUGGCCAUGGGGAUGCUGAUGAUAGGUUUUUACCUACUCAAGUGAGCGCAUUAGACGGCCAGGAAGUAGUAUCUGUUAUUUGUGGUGCUGAUCAUACAACAGCUUACUCAAAGUCACUCAUGCAGGUGUACAGUUGGGGAUGGGGUGACUUUGGAAGGUUGGGACAUGGAAACUCUAUUGACUUGUUUACUCCUCAACCAAUCAAGGCAUUGCAUGGGAUACAGAUAAAGCAAAUUGCUUGUGGGGACAGCCAUUGUUUAGCUGUUACCAUGGAAGGAGAAGUCCAAAGUUGGGGGCGGAAUCAAAAUGGUCAACUGGGUCUUGGCACUAUAGAGGAUUCUCUUGUACCUCAGAAAAUUGAAACAUUUCAGGGAGUUCCUGUGAAAAUGGUUGCUGCCGGUGCUGAACAUACAGCUGCUGUGACAGAAGAUGGCGAGCUUUACGGUUGGGGCUGGGGUCGAUAUGGUAAUCUGGGUUUAGGUGACCGAAAUGAUCGCUUAGUUCCUGAAAAAGUUUCAGCUAUACAGGGAGAAAAGAUGGUAAUGGUAGCAUGUGGAUGGCGACAUACAAUAUCUGUUUCUUCCUCUGGUUCUUUAUAUACUUAUGGCUGGAGCAAAUAUGGCCAACUUGGACACGGGGAUUUUGAAGACCACCUUGUUCCCUGUAAGCUUGAAACCUUGCAUGGCGAUUUUAUUUCUCAGAUUUCAGGUGGAUGGAGACACACCAUGGCACUUACAACUGAUGGCAAGCUUUAUGGUUGGGGAUGGAAUAAGUUUGGACAAGUUGGUGUUGGUGACAAUGUUGAUCACUGUUCACCCAUACAAGUCAAAUUUCCACACGAUCAGAAAGUAGUUGCAGUCUCAUGUGGUUGGAGGCAUACACUGGCUGUUACUGAAAGGCAAAAUGUGUUUUCUUGGGGUAGAGGCACAAAUGGACAGUUAGGCCAUGGAGAAUCUGCUGACAGGAAUGCCCCAAAGAUCAUAGAAGCAUUGAGCAUGGAUGGAUCAAGAAACCUACAAAUUGAAGCUCCUAAAUCCAAACCAUCUACAGCUGAAAAAAGUUGGGUUUCGCCAACACAGAGAUACGCAGUUGUUCCAGAUGAGAAUGUGACAGACAACGGAAAUGAUGUGAAUGUCCCAGAAAACGAUGUGAAGAGGAUGCGAGUGUGAAAUAUAUCUUGCACAGUUGCACGAAGCUAACAUUGAGUUUGGAAUAUGACCUUCCUUGUAACAAUCAUGCCAUAUAUUUGAGAUUGCUUGCAGUUGUACUCUCCAGUCUCCUCUAUAUCUACUCAGUGUUUGAAAUUUCUUGUGCAAGUAGGCAAAAUAAAGAAUUUUUGCCUUUUUGUUACCCCCCUCUCUAGUUUUUAUGUAUAGAAACUAAUACAUAUCCGGGUCGAAAUGAUUAAUAUCUCUGGGCUUAACUAUGG